UCGUGCCCUUCUGUGGCACAUCCUUUACAUUUCAGAUCUACGAGCGUCUAAUAACGGGGCCGCUGUCAUUUGCUGUUCGGCUCUUGUCUUUCUUCAGGUGAUGUGCAGGAAUUUACCCGACAACCUGUGUGUGUAUAGUACGCUGCACGGGUCACUCACUCAGGUGCUUAAGAUUAGGUUACAAACAUCUCAUUGUGCAAUGAAUUUGGAAAUUGUGUGUGUGUGUGUUGGAGAACACGUUGACGCCGGGGCAAUGAUUAAUUCACCCUGCAGACAUUGAAUUUGGGUUUAUUGCAAAGUCUGUAACCGAAAAGUGCUAAAAAUAAUGAGAUAAGUGGAUCCGGGCUCCCGGUUAAUGCUGUGGCAAUUUGAUCGGUUGCAUCUUUUGAUUGUAUGCAAUCAAAGAAAAAAUAUUUUAUUGCAAUUGUAUGCAAUAAACUAAAGUGUAAUGGCAGCUCCUGGAUUUGUACCUAAUCAUUAGCUCCUGUUUCACAAAAAUCAUUUUGUUGAUGCUGAUUUGAUGCCUACAGUGUGACAUUUGAAAUGCAUGUCCUAUUAUUAUUAUUAUUAUUAUUAUUAUUAUUAUUAUUAUUAUUAUUAUUACUAUGUAUACCACAGCUAACCUGAGGCUGGAUGUUAUUGCAUGAGAUGAACUCUGAGUUAAGAUUAGAAGUUCCAUUCAUUGAAUUUAGUACUUUGAACUUCCAACGUGGAUUAGAAGUCUUUUUUUAAAGUACAACUAUGACAACUGAGCAAACACAAUCUGCUGAGCUAGAUCAUGUAAAAAUAUAAAAUAAAAUGUAAAGCUCCAGAAACAGCGACCGAAACCGUCACUUCCACAGCCUCGUGGACUGGAUUCAGAGUGGUCCAUCGAGUCUGGGCUCUUUCCGCAAUCGAUUACUUUGGUCUUUUUUUUUUUUUUUUUUUAAAUCACGUGACACUAUUAUUAUGUUUUUAUCGCCCUUAAUCACUUCCGGAAACAAGCGUCAUUCGCAGCCGCAGUGUGUCGGCUCCCCGCAGACAAGUGAACAACGGUCCCCGCCACGGACCCGUGGGUGAAAAACCGUGAGUCCACGGAACCGUUAACGACACCAGAACCGGAACUGUUUUAACAGCGGCUGCAGCGCUGGCGGCUCUUCCCGCCCACGGCGUACCCCUCCCUCUGCUCCUCCCGUCUCUGGAUUGAGGUCCUCCGGCCUCGCCUCGGGACUCCCAGCCAUGGUGGAUGUAACCAAAUGGCCCGUUUUCAGCCUGAUGGGGACCCGGCAGCUGUCCACGAUACGAAAAGCUAGCGUGUUUGGAACGUCGGCCAAUGAGGCCAUCUAUGUCACCAAGGACGACGAGGUGUAUGUGUUCGGGUUGAACUGCAGUAACUGUCUGGGCACGGGGGACAGCCAGAGCAGCAUCGUGGCCAAGAAGCUGGACUUCCUGAGCGGGAGGAAGGUGGUCAGCCUGAGCUACGGCAGCGGACCCCACGUCCUGCUGGCCACAGCGGACGGGGAGCUAUUCGCCUGGGGUCAUAACGGCUACAGCCAACUCGGAAACGGGACAACCAACCAAGGAGUAGCUCCGGUGCUCGUCUCCACCAACCUGCUCAAUAGGAAGGUCACAGAGGUCGCCUGUGGCUCUCACCACUCGAUGGCCCUGACCGACUCAGGAGAAGUGUACGCGUGGGGCUACAACAACUGUGGUCAGGUGGGUUCCGGCUCCACGGCGAACCAGCCCACCCCCCGCCGAGUGUCCAGCUGCCUGCAGAGCAAGGUGGCCGUCGGCAUCGCCUGUGGGCAGACCUCGUCUCUGGCGGUCGUGGACAACGGAGAGGUGUACGGUUGGGGCUACAAUGGCAACGGACAGCUGGGACUGGGAAAUAACGGGAACCAGCUCACGCCCUGUCGCAUCGUCGCUCUGCAGGGGUUAUGCGUGCGACAGAUCGUCUCAGGCUACGCCCACUCCCUGGCACUCACAGACGAGGGCCUGCUGUACACUUGGGGUGCCAACACAUAUGGACAACUGGGCACCGGCAACAAAAGCAACCAGCUGAGCCCGGUCCAGAUCAUGACUGAGAAAGAGAGGGUGGUGGAGGUCGCCGCGUGUCACUCGGCGCACACAUCGGCCGCGAAGACCCAGAGCGGUCAGGUGUACAUGUGGGGCCAGUGCCGGGGUCAGGCCGUGGCGCUGCCUCACCUCACGCACUUCACCUGCACCGACGACGUCUUCGCCUGCUUCGCCACGCCCGCCGUCACGUGGCGCCUCCUUUCCACGGAGCACGACGACUUCUUGACCGUGGCUCAGUCUCUGAAGAAAGAGUUUGACAACCCGGAGACGGCCGACCUCAAGUUCUGCAUUGACGGCAAAUAUAUCUAUGUCCACAAAGCGGUUCUCAAAAUAAGGUGUGAACACUUCCGAUCCAUGUUCCAGUCUCACUGGAAUGAAGACAUGAAGGAGGUGAUUGAAAUAGACCAGUUCUCCUACCCAGUGUACCGCUCCUUCCUAGAGUUCCUUUACACAGACAAUGUGGAGUUGCCUCCCGAGGACGCCGUCGGGCUGCUGGACCUCGCCACGUCGUACUGCGAGAGCCGCCUGAAAUGCCUGUGUCAGCGCAUCAUCAAGAGGGGAAUCACCGGCGGCAACGCCUUCUCCCUGCUGUCUGCCGCGGUGCGCUACGACGCAGAGGAGCUGGAGGAGUUCUGCUUUAAGUUCUGCGUGAAUCACCUGACCGAAGUGACCCAGACCGCCGCGUUCUGGCAGAUCGACGGCGACCUGCUCAAAGAUUUCAUAUGUCGAGCCGGCCGCUGCGGAGCCUUCAAAAACUGACUCUGAAGUCACUCGCGGAAGACGAGGGCGAGGGAGUGACUUCUCAAAGGUCGCAAAGGUCACCCCCUUCACUGACAGUCGGUUACACAAAGUUUAUAUCUUUGCCACAGUGCCUCGCUGCCUCUUCAUGUACACACACACACACACUGAGGCACACUUUCACUUGAUCAACGUGUGUCUAAUUAACUUGAAAGAUUCUCGCCAGUCGUUUUGGUUUUUCCUAAUAUUUAACCGACCGCGUUACUUACUUUUAGUAUUUGCACUUGCUCGAAAUCUGAUGAGGCUGUUUUUUUGCACUUUUGGACAUAUGAACACGGACGUAUGAAGAAUACAGAGCGAAGUCUGUUUAGGUCAAAGUCCAGUCAGCGAUUACUGAACCUCGGUCCAGGUCGUAGGACAACAAAAUGAGAGAACUGGUGGCCAGCUGGAACUAAAUAUAUGGAGCCAUUAGAAAUGAGUUAACAGGAAGCUUAUGUUUGGACCUGGACCGACAUUUAAUGUAUGUAGAAAACAAUAUUUUACAGGGUUAACGUUCAUAAAGUUGUUAAGUGGCAUCUGCACAACUGCAGUGAGUAUUUUUAAGAAUAUAUUUGCAAAAUUUCUAUGCAGGACAUUUUUUUUUACAUCAAAAUCAAUAAGUAUGUCUAUUGAUGAGUGUUAUGAAUGGCCAGUUAACGUUUUGUGACCGUUGCAAACUAAUUUAAUAAAAAUAUGUCUUUUUCGGUAUAAUAAUUAUAUAUAUU
Molecule: messenger RNA, 3557 nt
Organism: Cyclopterus lumpus (lumpfish)
Lineage: Eukaryota; Metazoa; Chordata; Actinopteri; Perciformes; Cyclopteridae
Product: RCC1 and BTB domain-containing protein 1-like
Exons: 12
Coding region: 1219-2814 (531 amino acids)
Molecular function (GO): protein binding
Source: RefSeq, a predicted model, not a curated record